Molecule: messenger RNA, 3175 nt
Organism: Chiroxiphia lanceolata (lance-tailed manakin)
Lineage: Eukaryota; Metazoa; Chordata; Aves; Passeriformes; Pipridae
Gene: GTF3C4
Product: general transcription factor IIIC subunit 4
Exons: 5
Coding region: 178-2337 (719 amino acids)
Biological process (GO): transcription initiation at RNA polymerase III promoter
Cellular component (GO): transcription factor TFIIIC complex
Molecular function (GO): histone acetyltransferase activity; protein binding
Source: RefSeq, a predicted model, not a curated record
GCGAGCGCCGGGUUCCGCCUCACGGCCGUGCGGCGGGAGCCCGCGGUGCGGCUGCAGCACGGCGCCAGCGGCCUGGAGCCGCUGGCGUGGUCCGAGGACCACCGGGUGUCGGUGAGCACGGCCCGCAGCAUCGCCGUGCUGGAGCAGCUCAGCGACGUGCACAGCGGCGGGCAGGACAUGGUCAUCCACCGCACCGCCGUGCCCGCGCCCGCCACCGCCUGCCUGCUCAAGGUUGGCCCCAAAAAGGAGGUGACUGAGUGCAAGGAGAAGUUUGCCAGCUCCGUGGAUCCGACCGUGAGCCAGACGUUCAUGCUGGACCGAGUGUUCAACCCCGAGGGGAAGUCCCUGACACCCAUGAGGGGGUUCAAAUAUUCCAGCUGGUCCCCUCUGGGCUGUGACGCCAACGGGAGGUGCCUCCUGGCCGCCCUGACCAUGGACAACCGGCUGACCAUCCACGCCAACCUCAACCGGCUGCAGUGGGUGCAGCUGGUGGACCUGACCGAGCUCUACGGGGAGCGCCUGUUCGAGGCCGGCUACAAACUCUGCAAGGCCGACGCUCCCUGCGGGGAGCUGGGCGACUUCCCGGAGUUCCAGCGGCGGCACAGCAUGCAGGCCCCCGUGCGCAUGGAGUGGUCGGGAACCUGCACCACCCAGCAGGUGAAGCACAACAACGAGUGCCGGGAUGUCGGCAGCGUGCUCCUGGCCGUGCUCUUCGAGAACGGCAACAUCGCCGUGUGGCAGUUCCAGCUCCCCUUCCUGGGGAAGGAGUCCAUUACUUCCUGCAACACCAUAGAGUCCGGGAUAAGCUCGCCCAGCGUGUUGUCCUGGUGGGAAUACGAGCACAACAACCGGAAGAUGAGCGGGCUGAUCGUGGGCAGCGCGUACGGCCCCGUUAAGAUCCUCCCCGUCAACCUCAAGGCGGUCAAGGGCUACUUCACGCUCAGACAGCCCGUGGUGCUGUGGCAGGAGAUGGACCAGCUGCCCGUGCACAGCAUCAAAUGUAUCCCCCUCUACCACCCCUACCAGAAGUGCAGCUGCAGCUUGGUGGUGGCUGCAAGGGGCCCUUACGUGUUCUGGUGCCUCCUGUUGAUCUCCAAGGCGGGCCUGAAGGUCCACAAUUCCCACGUGACGGGGCUCCACUCCCUACCCAUCGUGUCCAUGACGGCGGACAAGCAGAACGGCACGGUGUACACCUGCUCCAGCGACGGGAAGGUCAGGCAGCUCAUCCCCAUAUUCACAGACGUGGCUCUGAAGUUUGAGCACCAGCUGAUCAAGCUCUCGGAGGUGUUUGGCUCCGUCAGGACUCAUGGAAUUGCUGUCAGCCCGUGCGGGGCGUACCUGGCGGUCAUCACGACCGAGGGCAUGGCCAACGGGCUGCACCCCGUCAACAAGAACUACCAGGUUCAGUUUGUCACCCUCAAAACCUUCGAGGAGGCGGCUGCACAGCUCCUGGAAUCUUCCGUCCAGAACCUUUUCCGGCAGGUGGACCUGACGGAUCUUGUGCGCUGGAAAAUUCUGAAGGAUAAGCACAUUCCUCAGUUCUUACAGGAGGCACUGGAUAAUAAGAUUGAGAGCUGUGGUUCCACUUACUUCUGGAGGUUUAAGCUGUUUCUCCUGAGGAUUUUGUAUCAGUCCAUGCAGAAAGCUCCCUCAGAGGCCACGUGGAGACCUUCACACGAGGAUGCCAAAAUCUUGAUCUCGGAUUCCCCUGGGAUGGGCAGCACUGAGGAUGAUCAAGAGGAAGGAACUUCGAAACAAGCCAGCAAGCAAAGCCUGUGUGACACAGGCAAAGGUGUGGACUUAGAUGACACUGCAGAGGAUUCUCUCCACCAGUCAAGUGACACUGGAGGGCGGGAGCCAAUGGAGGAAAAACUUCUUGAAGUACAGGCCCAGAUUGAGGCCGUGGAAAUGCACUUGACACGGGAACACAUGAAACGGGUGUUGGGAGAAGUUUAUCUACACACAUGGAUUACAGAAAACACCAGCAUUCCCACCAGAGGAGUCUGUGACUUCUUAAUGUCUGAUGAUGGCUAUGAUGACAGAACAGCACGAGUGCUGAUUGGGCACAUCCUGAAGAAAAUGAACAAACAGACGUUCCCGGAGCACUGCAGUUUGUGCAAAGAGAUCCUGCCCUUCACCGACCGCAAGCAGGCCGUGUGCUCCAACGGGCACAUCUGGCUCAGGUGCUUUCUGACCUACCAGUCCUGUCAGAGUCUGGUGUACAGGAGGUGUUUGCUUCACGACAGCAUUGCACGGCACCCAACCCCAGAAGAUCCUGAAUGGAUCAAGAGGUUAUUGCAAGGACCUUGCACGUUCUGUGACUCUCCUGUGUUCUAGAGAAAAGCUCUGCAAAGACUGAAAGCAUUUUCUCUACUCCAUAAGCUCCCUUCAGCCUCGAAGGACACAGAGCACAGGAACACGGACUCUGCUGGAGGGGGAACACCUCAUCCACAGCCCUGUACAUAGAACAUCAGAGGUUCUGGAAACUCCUCAAGUCCAGAGCCCAUUCCAUGCUCCAGAAACAGGAGUACACUUGGAAGAGCCAGUUUAAAAGAGGUUUGGAAGAGCACCCCAUGGAAGGCUCAGCAGCUGGACACUGACAACUGAAGUGUUGAGCACAGUGUGAACUGUCCUUUCUGCCCAACUGUGUCAUUUCCCAAAAGCUGGGACGGGAACAUGGAGCUGCCUCUGGAAUGGUCCUGGUGGGUAGAGAAGGUUUCAGCUUGUAGUUGCUCCCUUUGCUUUUUAACAAGCGCUGGCACUUGCUGCAGAAUAUUAAACUGUCAAAAGAAUUUGUGGCUCCAGUUCCUUGCAGAGUGAAGCACGUGCCAGUUACAGCCACAGGAAAGAAAUUGGCCAUUCCAGCAGUUCCCCUUAAAGUCUAGAAGAGUAACUGCCUCGUUACUGUUGUAACACUAUUGAAGUCAGGAGGGGGAUAUUGGCUGCCUGGGUCAAACAGGGAUCAGUAAAAAUAAUUUUUAAAUGUAAUAAUUAUGAAACUAAUAGCAAUUAGAUUAAACACUAAUAAUAUAUAUAAUUUCCAAUGCUCUUUAGUCUCUUACCCCACUUUCUUUUUCUGAACUAACUCCUUCCCAGCUUUUGCCAAUGUAUUUGCCUUUGGCUUCACUUAACCCUCUACCAACAGGAAUCAUCUUUUCCAGUGUAACUCAGUUAC